AUGAGAAAUUCCACCUUCUAUCCCACCUACUUCCUGCUGGUUGGUAUUCCGGGAUUAGAACAUGAACACAUCUGGAUCUCGAUCCCUUUCUGUAUAAUCUACAUUUUGGCUUUGCUUGGAAACCUCCUGGUGAUGGUUGUCAUCUUCAUGUCUCCGAGACUCCACCAGCCUAUGUUUAUAUUCCUCUCCAUGUUGGCAUUCAAUGAUUGCCUCCUCUGUUCCACAUUUGCACCAAAAAUAUUGUCCGUCUUCUGGUUCAAUGACAGAGCCAUCAGCUUUAAUGGAUGUCUUCUCCAGUUGUUCUUCAUUCACUCCUUCACCAGCCUCGAAUCUGGGCUCUUAGUCUCCAUGGCUUAUGACCGCUAUGUGGCCAUAUAUAAGCCUCUCAGAUAUAGCACCAUAAUAACCAGCAGACUGAUAUUCAGGUUGGUCAUCAUCUUACUGGUCAGGGCAGUUGUUCUGGUCGCUCCUUGUCUUGUUUUAAUAAAGAGGUUCCCUGCAUUUAAGACCAACGUGAUUGCACAUUCCUACUGUGAGCACAUGGCGGUGGUGAAGCUCGCUGACGCUGAUAUUCGGGUGAACAGUAUAUAUGGACUAUUUGUGGCUUUCACCAUUCUUGGGGUUGAUUUACUCUUCAUUUUCUUAUCAUAUGUCAUGAUCUUCAAUAUCGUCUUCCGUCUUCCAUCUAAGGAGGCUCGUCUGAAAGCAUUUAACACGUGUACCCCUCAUAUCUGUGUGUUUCUAAGCUUAUACAGUAUGGCCCUGUUCUCUUUCUUAUCCCAUCGAUAUGGUAAGAAAAUUCCUCCUUAUCUCCACAUUAUCUUCUCUGAUAUCUAUCUCUUGGUUCCACCCAUGCUCAACCCACUCAUCUAUGGAGUGAAGACAAAUCUGAUUCGUGAGGAGAUCUGGAAAAUCCUAUGGAAGCAUUAA
Molecule: messenger RNA, 930 nt
Organism: Hyla sarda
Lineage: Eukaryota; Metazoa; Chordata; Amphibia; Anura; Hylidae
Product: olfactory receptor 52A1-like
Exons: 1
Coding region: 1-930 (309 amino acids)
Biological process (GO): G protein-coupled receptor signaling pathway
Cellular component (GO): membrane
Molecular function (GO): G protein-coupled receptor activity; olfactory receptor activity
Source: RefSeq, a predicted model, not a curated record